AUGUAUUAUGAAAGUGAAGAAAAUGAAGAAUAUAUCCCUUUUCAACAAGGAGCAGUUUCUAGUUUACCAAUAGUUUUAUCCUCUAAAAAAAAAGAAACCAUUUCAACACUUAAUAAUAAUAAUAAUAAUAAUAAUAAUAAAGUGGAAACAGAAAAAAAUGAAGAAAAAGAAAAGGAUAAAAUUUAUCAAAAUAAUAAUGUAAUUGAUAACGCAGAAAAAGAAAUAUUAAAAAAUAAUAAAAAAGAAAUAAUUGAAGAUUAUAGUUUAAAACAAAUUAACAAAACCACAACAACAACAACAACAACAACUAUCAUAAACAAUAAUAAAAACAAUAAUGUAGAAAAUAAUAAUAAUAAUAAUAAUAAUAAUAAUAAUAAUAAUAAUAAUAAUAAUAAUAAUAAUAAUAAUAAUGAUAAUAUUAUAAAUAAUUCAAAUAAUAAAAAUUUAAAAAUAAAUAAAAUUAAUUCAACAUUAACAGAUGAAAAUAAAAUUGAAGAGUAUUUUUAUAAAAGAAAUAAUGAUAAAUCAAAAAAAGAAUUAAAUGAAUUUUUAGAAAAUAGAGUUAAAGAAUCUUUUAAAGAAUAUACACCAAGAACACAUCAAUGGCAAACUAUUGUAUCAAUUUUAAAUGAUUUGGUUGAACCACAACAUAUAAAAUCAUUCAAGAAUGAAAAUAGAUAUAAUUAUUUAAUUCAACACGCAGCUGGCUCAGAAGUUAAUAAUAGAUACAAAUUUGAUACCAUCGUUAUUAUGAAUGAUAGAAGUCAAUUGGAUGCUCAGUUAGGGGAUGUUGUCAUCAAGUUCCUUCAAAAUAAUGGAAUUACCAAUUAUUGUAGACCAAAGUCAUCAAAACAAUUGCAAAAUGAAAUAUCACUUGGUAAAAAUAGAAUUGUUAUUACAACUAUGCAAAAGUUUUCACAGUUGUUACCAAGUACCAAGGCUGGUGGUGAAAGUGAUCAAGAUGAUGAAUUUUCUUUUAAGUCAAAUUCUGUUGCAAUUAUUUCCGAUGAAGCUCAUAGAUCCCAUGGCAAAUCAACUACUGAAAAAUUACAUGAAUUUCUUUGUGGUAACUCUAGACAAUCAAAUAAAAUUACUUAUUUUAGUUUUACCUGUACUCCAACUCCUCAAUGCUUAGAAAUGUUUGGUAUUUCGUCAAAGGGUGAUAAGGUUCCAUUUUAUACAUAUUCAAUGAACGAUGCAUUAAAAGAUAAUUUGAUUUUAGAUGUUGUUAAAAAUUUUUCAACAUUAAAGGUAGAUCAAAAUUUAAUAAAUAAUUUUAAUUAUUAUCAAAUUCAACAACAAUUACAACAACAACAAUUUAAUAUGGAUCCAUACUGCGAUGAAGAUUAUAAUCAAUAUUCAACUACAUUUAAUCCAUUGGUUUUGGAUGAAUAUGAUUACGAAGAUGAUUCAAUACAAGAUCAAAUUCAAAUUAAACAAAAGUCGCAAUUUAUAAUUAAGCAUUUAUUAGAAACAAAGAAUAGUCAUGAUAAAGAAUCAUUUAAAUCAAGAGCAAUGUUAGUUUGUUCUGGUAGAAAGAGUUUAUUGGUAUUUAAAAAAUAUAUAGAUCAACUAAUUUCACAAUUACCAGCCUCUGAACAAUUCGAUACCAUUGCUGCUUUUUCACCAUUUGUCUCCGAAGGUAAAAGUAUGGUCGAGUCCGAUGUAAAUAUUAAUGGAAAAUAUGCUCAGUUUGGUAGUGAUAAGAAUAGAGGCGUUAUUAAAGCAAUAAAUGAAGAUAAAAACUUUAAGAUUAGACUUUUAAUUGUGGCUGAUAAAUUACAAACCGGUUUUGAUGAACCUUCACUUUCGAUCAUGUAUAUCGAUAAAAAACUUAAAGGUGCCAACGUAGUUCAAACUCUUUCUCGUUUAUCGCGUAUUUCUAAAGAUAAAGAAUCAACUACCAUCAUUGACUUUGCAAAUAGCGAGAAAGAUAUAAAAUAUAUUUUCAAUCUAUAUAAAUAUUCAACUAGUCUUAGAGAUUUACAAGAUAAACAAACCUUAAUCUCAUCAUUAAAUAUGGCUUCAAGAAGUAUUUCAAGUGCAUUGGAAAAUGAAAAAAGAGGUGGUCAAAUUACUCCAUUUUGUAAAGCAAUUCUCUAUCACGAACAACAGGGUACUCUCAAAUCACAUCCACUCUAUCAAAAUAUUGAAAGUUUGAUCGAUGAGUAUUUAGAUAUAUAUGGGAAAUUAAAAAACAAAUCAUUUGAACAAAGUAAUAUUGAUGACCAACUAUCAAUUAAAUAUAAUAUUGUAAAAUCAAUUAAAACAAAUUUGGACUCUUUAAGAAAUGAAAAAAAGCAACAACAAAUCAAAUCUUUAAAAGCCUCGGAUCAACUUAAAAUUAGAUUGGAUUAUUUAACCGAUGAAGAAUUAAAAUCAACUUUAGAAUACUCUCAAUCAAAUAUAGACUACGAUGCUGACUUUGCUCAAUCAAUGUGGGCAGUUAAAUCAUUAGAUUCCGAACAACAAUUUAUUGAACAAAAAGAUGAAAUUUUAAAAAAAAUGACAAAACAAUUAGAAGAUAUUAAAUCAAAUAAAUCUCAAUCUUAUUCUACAAACUUUUUUGAAAUUCCAAAACUAAAUAAUAAUAGUAAUAAUAUUAAUAAUAAUAAUAAUAAUAAUAUUUAUAAUUAUAAUAAUAACAACAUAAAUAAUAAUAAUAAUAAUAAUAAUAAUAAUAAUAAUAAUAGUUUUAAAAAAGAAAAUAUUUGGUCCCUUGCAAACAAAGCCAAUCAAUUAAAAAGAUUAAAUCCAAAUAAUAAUUUAAAUGGUAGUAGCUUUCAACCUAAUAUUAAUAAAAAAUCGAAACCAUAA
Messenger RNA from Dictyostelium purpureum, 2817 nucleotides. RefSeq lists its product as uncharacterized. Bases 1 to 2817 code for a protein of 938 amino acids. The transcript has 3 exons. Lineage: Eukaryota; Evosea; Eumycetozoa; Dictyosteliales; Dictyosteliaceae. The record is from RefSeq and is a predicted model, not a curated record.